Messenger RNA from Thelazia callipaeda (thelaziosis nematode), 1182 nucleotides. Lineage: Eukaryota; Metazoa; Nematoda; Chromadorea; Rhabditida; Thelaziidae. The record is from the annotation of a GenBank genome assembly.
AUGACUCAUCUGGCCUGUAGGUUCUGUGUUGAUGCAGAAGCUGUGCACGUUGUUGAUCCAUUAUUGGAUUUACGUCAUCGUUUUGAAGAUUUGCAAGGGCUUGAUAAGAUGCUUAAAGAUAGGGGAUGCCAAAUUGAUGUAAAUAAUGUUGCAAUGAAUUACCACAUCUGGUGGAAAUCAUACACAAAGUGGCGUGACUCAUGGUUUGAGACAAGAGGGGUGAUGUCACGUGAUCGGGAAUUGCGGCAACGAAUGUUAGAAAAAAAUGGAGGACUUUUAGAUGCUUUAAGAUUACCUAAUGAUUUAUCUGUACAUACUCCGAUCGGGGGCGAUGCUGUUUCCGACGAAUUUGAUAAUGAACAAAAGAAACAGCACAUGCUUCUGCUUUUAAAAGCUGGUAUGGUAAAGGUAGACCCUGUAACUUCAUAUGCACAUCUAGUUGGUUUUCCAGCCAAUUUGCAGCACCUUCUACAAAAGUUGCUCCGUGGUAAACUAGGAGAAAAUAUUUUGAAUAUCUCUCCACCGUAUUUCGUGCGAGGUGCUGUUAUUGAUGGUGUGAAUAUAUCAAAAGAACAAUAUCCUCAGUUUAAGCCUAGUCAGCAUAACGAAUCAGUGCUGUACCUAACAGGUCAUAGUAUUUCUUCUUUAAUUGCUUUAUUUGUCAAGAAAUCUUUCGGAUUAAAAACAAAUAAAUGGCCUCUUCGUAUAUUAAGCAGUGGAGCUUCAUAUCUUGUACCAAAAAAUAUGUUAGUUUCGGAGCUUGACUUAAACAAUAUUUCGCAGCGUAUGAAGACUGUCGCGUUGUCAUUUUGUAAAACGGAAGAGGAAGAAAGUGCUGAACAUACUUAUUUUGUUGCAAAGUUAGAAGCAGUUCUGAAAAAUCAGCUGUCUUUGAAAAUUGCUUCAUCAUCUGUUCAUGCUCAUAGACUGCUAAAUUUUGAGUCAUUCGCAACUUGUUUUCGAAGUUCAUCUGGCAUAGAGAUAGCUCGAGUAUCGAGUGUGGGAUCGUAUAUUUCUCGUCGACUUUGUAUCUUAUGUGAUUCGGACCUUGGAGGUGCUGAUUUUGUAAGGAUGGUUUUUGUUGAUAUUGAUCUCACUAGACUGCUUGUAUCAGUAAUUGAAGAACAUUUGAUAUCUAAAAAGGCUGUCCCGGAAGACGUCUUCCAGCUUUUUAAAGUUUGA